This is a messenger RNA of Parasteatoda tepidariorum (common house spider), 2685 nucleotides long. RefSeq names its product ATP-dependent DNA helicase hay (gene hay). Gene Ontology annotation, molecular function: hydrolase activity; 3'-5' DNA helicase activity; ATP binding. The record is from RefSeq and is a predicted model, not a curated record. Gene Ontology annotation, cellular component: nucleotide-excision repair factor 3 complex; transcription preinitiation complex; transcription factor TFIIH holo complex. Gene Ontology annotation, biological process: transcription initiation at RNA polymerase II promoter; nucleotide-excision repair. NCBI's taxonomy places the organism in Eukaryota, Metazoa, Arthropoda, Arachnida, Araneae, Theridiidae.
AUUUUAACCAGGGACUAAUUUAGGGGAUUACCUUUGCCUUUACUUCUGCCUUUAUAUCUAUGAUUUUAACUGAAAUCAGUGGAAAUCUGUUUCUGCUUAAUGAUUAACCAUGGGCAAAACUAACAAAGGUACCUAAAAAAUUUAUAAUUCAUUUGAUUGUAAACAAAAUUACAAUCAGUUAUUCAUUUGGCGUAUGUUUCGAAUUAUUACGAAAUAAUAUAUGAACCGGAAUCUUAAAAUCAUUCACUGCAUCUAAUAAAGUUUAGUAAUUCUAUUUCUGUGUAUGAGUUAAUGAUUAACCAUGGGAAAAACUAAUAAAGAUUGGAAGAAAGGGAAGAAAAAGUUUUACAAAAAAGGCUUUGAUGACGAUUAUGCUGAAGAAGAAACUGAAGCUGAUGUCAUACCUGCGGCUGCUAGUCAACAGAUUACUUCAGAAACACCAGAAGAUGAAUUUGGUGCCAAGGAUUACAGAAAAAUUAUGGAACUACGAAUGGACCAUGCUUCUCGUCCUUUAUGGGUGGCACCUGAUGGCCAUAUUUUUCUUGAAGCAUUUUCACCAGUGUACAAGCAUGCUCACGAUUUCCUAAUUGCUAUAUCAGAGCCUGUUUGUCGUCCUGAACAUAUUCAUGAAUACCGUCUCACUGCAUAUUCUUUAUAUGCUGCUGUGUCUGUUGGUUUACAAACAAAUGACAUUAUUGAAUAUUUAAGAAGACUUAGUAAAACCAGCAUACCUGAUGGCAUUGUAGAAUUUAUAAAGCUUUGUACUGUUAGUUAUGGAAAGAUAAAACUGUUAUUGAAGCAUAAUAGAUAUUUUAUAGAAAGCCAAUUUCCUGAAGUUUUGCAAAAGCUACUCAAGGAUCAUGUUAUCCAGGAGUGUCGAUUGAAGCGAGAUGAAAAUGAUGAUAGCGCAAUUACAAACGUUGAUGGAGUAGCCAAAACUGGACAAGGGUCAAAUGGAACUAAUGGGGCUAUUCCUGGUAAAAGCACAGAUGCCACUAUUGAAAAAAAUGAGAGUGUUCCUGAUGAUAUAUUUAAUUUCUAUGAAAAGCUUGAGCGUGAAGAGGAAGAUAAGGAAGAUUUCCAAACAGUUUCUGUAGAAAUUAAUCAAGAAAAAAUUGAAAUCCUUCAAAAACGGUGUAUUGAGCUUGAAUAUCCUUUGCUGGCAGAAUAUGACUUCAAAAAUGAUUCUGUUAAUCCUGAUAUCAAUAUGGAUUUGAGACCCAUGGCUAUAUUAAGACCUUACCAAGAGAAAAGUUUAAGAAAAAUGUUUGGAAAUGGUCGUGCAAGAUCUGGAAUUAUUGUGUUACCUUGUGGUGCCGGAAAAUCUUUAGUUGGUGUCACUGCUUGCUGCACUGUCAGAAAAAGAUGUCUUGUACUCUGCAAUUCUGGUGUGUCAGUAGAACAAUGGAAAACUCAAUUUAAAAUGUGGUCCACAGCUGAUGAUAGUAUGAUUUGUCGUUUUACAUCUGAUGCAAAAGAUAAGCCGAUGGGAUGUGGUAUUUGCGUUACAACAUAUUCUAUGAUUACACAUACUCAAAAAAGAUCUUGGGAGGCAGAACAGGUGAUGAAUUGGCUUAAAGAACAAGAAUGGGGUUUAAUGCUUUUAGAUGAGGUGCACACUAUACCUGCAAAAAUGUUCAGAAGAGUUCUGACUAUUGUUCAAGCGCAUUGCAAACUUGGACUGACUGCUACACUAGUUAGGGAAGAUGACAAAAUUCAAGAUUUAAAUUUUUUGAUUGGUCCUAAGUUGUAUGAGGCUAACUGGCUUGAAUUACAAAAUAAUGGUUAUAUUGCCAAAGUUCAAUGUGCUGAGGUAUGGUGUCCAAUGUCUCCAGAGUUUUAUAGGGAAUAUUUGAUUGCUAAGGCAGCUAAAAAAUUACUCCUCUUUGUAAUGAAUCCAAAUAAAUUUAGAUCUUGCCAGUUCCUUAUUAGGUAUCAUGAAAUAAGAAGUGAUAAAGUUAUUGUAUUCUCUGAUAAUGUGUUUGCCCUGAAGCAUUAUGCUAUAAAAAUGAACAGACCUUAUAUUUAUGGGCCAACAUCUCAAGCCGAGAGAAUGCAAAUUCUACAAAACUUCAAGUACAAUCCUAAAGUGAACACAAUCUUUGUAUCUAAAGUAGCUGAUACAUCUUUUGAUUUACCAGAAGCUAAUGUUCUUAUCCAAAUAUCAAGUCAUGGUGGUUCCAGGAGGCAAGAAGCUCAGAGAUUGGGAAGAAUUUUGAGAGCAAAAAAAGGUGCUUAUGCUGAAGAAUACAAUGCCUUUUUCUACACCUUAGUAUCCCAAGAUACUAUGGAAAUGCAUUAUUCUAGGAAGCGACAGAGAUUUUUGGUGAAUCAAGGCUAUAGCUACAAAGUUAUCACUAAAUUAAUGGGAAUGGAUGAGCAAGAAGAAUUAGCUUAUAAAACAAGAGAAGAACAAACUCAGCUUUUACAGCAGGUAUUAGCUGCCAAUGAUGCUGAUGCUGAAGAUGAAAAAGUUCCUUCUGAAUUUUUAGGUGGCAAAGCAUCUCAACAGGUUUCUCGUCGUGUUGGUAGUAUGAGUUCAUUGUCUGGUGCUGAUGAUGCUGUUUACAUGGAAUAUAAACUUAGAAGAGAAGGCAGCAAACAUCCUCUUUUCAAAAGAUUCAGAAAAUGAUGUUAAAAUAUUUUUGUACAGAUUAAUUUUGUAAAUAAAAUGUUUUAUAUUUA